AUAGGUCUCUUCAUUGGAAGAAAAAACUGAAAACCUCAUACGCGUAGAUGAAUAAUUGAAAAUAGGAGACUAAAUUUUAGGAUUUCCAGCUUUAGAUUUAAUUGGAGAUAAGUCUUAGAAAUCCGAUAUGUCCUACAGUUUGGAUUAGAAAUAUGUCGUUGUGGUUUUGGAUUCCUAGUCGAAUACUCCUUGUCGACGUACACACACAUAUAUAUAAACACCAAGGGGAAGGAACUUUUGGUGGUAUACCAUUCGACAACUCUCAGUUCCAGCAAACCAAACAUGUCCACCUCUUCUCUUGGAAGCGCCGCCAACAUCAAUUCACCAUCACGCCCUCCCUUGGAGGAGGGGAAGUUGUCGUCAUCUUCUUCGGUGGAGGAGGCUCCAAGUGAUCCUCGUCGCCGGUUCUCUGUCCUAGAGGAGAACCCUAAGACCACCACCUCCUAUGCCGCCUUUCAAUAUCCACCUGAUGUAAAAACCACCCGCAUCAUACCCCAAGAGGAAUUUCAGUACUGCUGCGACUUACCCGAAGAAAUCGUGCGUGAAAUCCUGUUGAGGUCGUCCGUCAAAUCUUUAGUUAAAUGCUGCGCCGUAAGCAAGUCAUGGAGAUAUAUGAUCCAAAGCUCAUCCUUCAUUGCCGCCCAUCUCCGCCACAGCCAAAAUCCAAAUGCCGACGACAAUGAUAUUGGUCGUCUCCAUCUAGUAUGGUCCUUUAAUGAUUAUUUGUUGUAUUGGGAUAAGCCUGCUUCUGCUUCUGCUUCUUCCUUCAGCAUUAACGCUACCAAUACCAAGAAAAUAACCCCCUUGACUUACCAACCGGCUUACAAAGGAGGAAGAAGCAAAGUGCCUCCUUCACGUUACGGUCUGGUUGGGACUUCCAACGGCCUCAUAUGCUUUGCUACUGACAUCCCUAAAUUCCCCAUAAUAAUUUGGAACCCUUCGGUUAGAAAGUUUGUGACUUUGCCCCCUCCUUGCACGUAUAAACGGGUUGUACGUACUUAUGCGUUUGGCUACGAUUUGAGCACCAAUGACUAUAAGGUUCUAACAAUUUUUAGGAAUGCUCGUGAUCGUUCUAGUGGUCCUGCCGGGGACACCCCAAUCGAAGUCAAGGUUUACUCCUUAGCCAGGGGCUCCUGGAAGGCUCUCAGCCCUCCUCCACCAGCUUCUUCUGCUGUUUCUCUUCAACGUUGGCAUCAUAACACUGUUUUCGUCCAUGGUGCCGUGCAUUGGAUCCUACGCCGCGACCAAGACCGCAACAAUGAUGUCAUUGCGUCGUUUGAUAUGGCCACUGAAUCGUUCAGCGAGAUUGAGUUGCCGAAAUCAUCGACGAGAAAAAGGUUGCUCCGUGGUGCCUCUCAUUUUGUUCUUUCGGAACACGGGAAUUCCCUCGCCUUGGUUCAGAUUCCUUGGCAUUACUCGAGACCACGAGUAAAUACUUGCAACCUCAGUUUAUGGGUGAUGCAACAAUAUGGUGUGGUGGAAUCGUGGACUAAAUCAUCCCGCGUGGUGCUGUCCGAGGGCCCUGUAUCAGUCCCUUUAAUCUUCCAUGUUGCUUAUGUUGGUUCUAAAGGCAAUGGAGAAAAAGUCUUCCACAUGAGGAGUAAGAAUAGUAUAAGACUGGUAACGGUGGAUUUUAAGACCAAACGAGUUAAAUAUUCUGGAGAAGGAGAGGGAAAAUGCAAAUCCAUGCAUGCUUUUGUAGAAAGUCUUGUCUUACUGGACUAAUUUAAUGCUUAUUCUUACUAAAUGAUAGAUGAUGGAUUUUUUUUUUUUUAAUAGUUUGAUUUCUGAAGUGUUUUUUUUUUUUCCGUAAAGAAUCAUGAGUCUCUACAUUUAACUUUGACACAUUUAUUCGCAUUCAGCACGAUUUCAACCAUUAGAUUAAUUUACUGAAUUUCAAUUUGUCCGCGUCAACGUAAUUGUAUUAAACCAUUUACACAGUAUCACUCACCCGUCUCUCCCUCCCUCAGUUUGCUUGUCCUCCUCAAUCAGGUGCGAUUGUUCCCAUUAUAUCAUAGGUUUUUUUUAGUAAAAAAUAGUCUUUGAGACUGGCAUAACUCCUCACUUUGUUCAUUGAGAUUGAAAAUCAAUAUAAGUUGUUCUUGAGUGUGUCCACCGUCAAUCAUUUUGGUCAUUGCUUGAAAAUUUUCGGUUAAAUUGAGGGUAUCUUUGUCCAAUCAAUGCACAAACUUAGGGAUCAAUUCCGUUGGUUUUCAACAUCAAGGACCAAACU
This is a messenger RNA of Pyrus x bretschneideri (Chinese white pear), 2233 nucleotides long. RefSeq names its product F-box protein CPR1-like. The transcript has a single exon. NCBI's taxonomy places the organism in Eukaryota, Viridiplantae, Streptophyta, Magnoliopsida, Rosales, Rosaceae. The record is from RefSeq and is a predicted model, not a curated record. Gene Ontology annotation, molecular function: protein binding. The coding region runs from base 283 to 1725 and encodes 480 amino acids.